This is a messenger RNA of Anolis sagrei ordinatus, 3120 nucleotides long. It is a transcript of the gene NEK7, whose product is annotated as NIMA related kinase 7. The record is from RefSeq and is a predicted model, not a curated record. Gene Ontology annotation, biological process: peptidyl-serine phosphorylation. Gene Ontology annotation, molecular function: ATP binding; protein serine/threonine kinase activity. NCBI's taxonomy places the organism in Eukaryota, Metazoa, Chordata, Lepidosauria, Squamata, Anolidae. Gene Ontology annotation, cellular component: nucleus.
GAGGGGAGGAGAGGAGGAGAGCGGAGGCGCGUCGGGCCUCCUCACGAGUGAUUGGAAGUGUUGUAAUUUGAACAAUGGAUGAACAAUCUCAAGGCAUGCCAGGUCCUCCUGUUCCUCAGUUUCAGCCACAGAAAGCCUUACGGCCUGACAUGGGUUAUAAUACCCUAGCCAACUUUCGAAUAGAAAAGAAGAUUGGCCGUGGACAAUUUAGUGAAGUCUAUAGAGCGACGUGCUUGUUGGAUGGUGUGCCGGUAGCAUUAAAAAAGGUGCAGAUAUUUGAUUUAAUGGAUGCUAAAGCGCGUGCAGAUUGCAUCAAAGAAAUAGAUCUUCUUAAGCAACUGAAUCAUCCAAAUGUAAUCAAAUACUAUGCAUCAUUUAUUGAAGACAAUGAGCUAAAUAUAGUGCUGGAGUUAGCGGAUGCUGGAGAUCUUUCUAGAAUGAUCAAGCAUUUUAAGAAGCAGAAGAGGUUGAUUCCUGAAAGGACAGUUUGGAAGUACUUUGUUCAGCUGUGCAGUGCCUUGGAGCAUAUGCAUUCACGGCGGGUCAUGCAUAGAGACAUCAAGCCAGCCAAUGUAUUCAUUACUGCUACAGGAGUAGUAAAACUUGGAGAUCUUGGACUGGGAAGAUUUUUCAGCUCUAAAACCACAGCUGCACAUUCUUUAGUCGGAACACCUUAUUACAUGUCUCCAGAGAGAAUCCAUGAAAAUGGAUAUAACUUCAAAUCAGACAUCUGGUCCUUAGGAUGUCUCUUGUAUGAGAUGGCUGCAUUACAAAGUCCAUUCUAUGGUGACAAAAUGAACUUGUAUUCCUUAUGUAAAAAGAUAGAACAAUGUGACUACCCACCCCUUCCAUCAGAUCACUACUCAGAAGAGCUGCGACAAUUAGUUAAUAUGUGCAUCAACCCAGAUCCAGAGAAGCGGCCAGAUAUAACCUAUGUUUAUGAUUUGGCAAAACGUAUGCAUGCACACACCGCCACCAGCUAAAAGACCUGGCUGCUUAUGAAGACAAUAACAACCUAGAAACUUUCAAGUAUUGUUGUAUAAAUGCUCUUCCACAUUUUCUUCUAUUUGCCUAUUGCCUUAAAUUUAGUUAUGUGCAAUGAACAUAUUUAAACAAUUUUGUCAUGGUGUUUAUGACUGAAAACUACUUAUAUUUUUUAAAGAAUAAAAAUAUAUUGUGAAAUACAACAGUUUAAAAUAUGACUGGGAGUCCUUGCUAAUGGCGGGAAAUGGCAAUUUCAUGUAUAUUAUUAGAUGAGAAGUUGACAUAUGUUUCCAAUAUUUGGUACUUACAUAUGAAUGCUGCAAAUUUUUAUGUAAAUACAGAUGCUGUAUUCCUACAAGCAAAAAUAUUGAUCCCCUUUUGUUUUUAAUAAUUUAUAGAAAUGUUGAAUCAGCACCAUUUAUUGCUCACUACUUUUAUUUUGCCUCCUCCUCCUUGAGGCCUUUAAUUAUUGAAUUUUACAGUAUUGCUUGCCCAAAUAAAUGUAGAUAGAAACCAUUUUAUUGGCUGUCGAACCUCAACACUGAAUGUGAAUAAAAUGAGGGCUUUAUUUUUUAAAAACUGUCCAACACUGAAAAAAUAUAGCAGUGAACUGUUCAUUUCUUUUUAUUGUACUGUAACUUAACCCCAAAAUACACUUUUAUUUUAUUAUUUGCGUUACGCAGUGACUUGUUCCACCAGCCUGUUGGGUGAGUAAGAAAAAAUCGUACAUUUGCACAGUACCUUGACCUCUGGUUGGAUCAUUCCCCAAAUUGGUAGCUAGAUUUAGCUUUACCAGCAAUUCCAAACCCCUUAAUUUCAGUGUCACAACACUGAGCAUAUGAGAUCAGCAGUGUGGAGAAAAAGGGUUAAGGUGAAUUGUCCCUUCCUGUUGUAGUAAAUCAGUUAAUUACAUAGAGGCACAUAGCUCUUUGUAACAGUGUCUUUGAGAAACCUAGAUUGAAGAGAAAAUUGCUUCACAGAGCUGUCCUUUUUAUAUUACUUUUGCAAAGUUAGAUACAUGUAUAGCUUAUUCAGAUGCUUUUUCAUGCUUCAAUUAUUUUGAAGUCUAGUUCACACCCAAAACUUGAGACCUAGAGGAGUUGGGAUUAGUUCAUUGUAGACAUGUAUAGGAGUAUACUGCAUAUUGUAUGAGGCCUAAAUUAUAUAAAAUAUCUACUGUUCGGCAGAUGCAUAUAAAUUCAUACUUGGAAUAGUUUCGUUAUGCACCAUAGUGUCUGUUUGGGUCAGUGAGUAGUAUUUUUUUUUUUACAUGGCUGAAAACUGUUGACAGAACUACAUUGUGGCACAGAGCUAAACUUUAUGGCAGUAUACCGACUUUGUGGCAGACAGAAAUUGUUAAAUCUACAAAAAUGGGGGAAACUGCUUCCUAAAUAAUUCAUUAUAUGUUUUCUACUUCUCUGGUUUUAUUUACAGAAAAUGCUACCUUGAGAAAGCUUCAUUUUGUGAGUUUUAUAGAAUAUGCUGAACAAAGCCAUAGUUAAUUGGAUAAUUAAUUAAUUAGAUCAGUGUCCCAGGAUUGUUCCCUAUUUUCAAGGGCUUGGAAGAAUAUUUAUUUUGGAGUAGGAAAGCAUUAAAUUGUAAUCUGAGCUGUUGAUCACUUGCAAAUUUCUUGAAGUAUUAAAGUGUUUUACUUUAUAAGGAUAAUUUCAGCAAGAAGUAGUCAAUGGGCAUUAUUCACCAAUUGGUGGCACUGAAAGAAAUAUUGCAGCAGUGUUGAGUGGUUUGUCACACUCCCGACAUUACUGGGCUGCAGUUUCCAUUGCCCAAGCUGUGUCGCCAGUGUGGAGGAUGAUGGGAAUUUUAGUCUAACAUUUGGAAGAUCACACUUUUCCUGUCCCCUCUUUACAGGAUUUCUUUAUAAAUAUUAAUCCCAACAGGUUUAACUAAUUCACAAUGGAGCAUCUCCUUCCUCCUUUCUUUUCUACUUUCUGCUUUAUGUUAAUUGCUAUAAAACUAUGAAUAAUAAGCAAAAUGUAUACAGAACCCCUCUGGUGCUUAUGUUGAUGAUGCUUAUUUAGGUUUGUUAUAGUAGACUGCAGUGGUGACACAGCCUCCACAAUAUUUUGUUUAACAUCAGGUGGAAUUGUGAAUCUUACAUGCAUGGUACUUCUUCUC